AUAUUAUCCGUCAACCGUAUCAAAGUUUUUGUAACGACACAAAUCAAGUUGCUAGCUCCCAUUUCAGCUGGUGAUACCUGCAAAUUUGGUGAUAAGGUAGCUAGGUGAUGAAUAGUCACUCGAUCAUGGUGGUACCGUCGGUGUUCGCCGCCUUCGACAAGGACGGCGACGGCAAGGUGUCCGUGUCCGAGCUGCGCUGCUGCAUGGCGGCGUCCUUGGGCGAGGACAUAUCCGAGGAGGAGGCGGCCGUGGUCCUGGCGGCGGUGGAUGCCGACGGUGACGGGCUGCUAAACCAAGAAGAGUUCUCGAGGCUAGCCGCCGGUGCCCACGAAGAGGACGACGUGAGGCGAAGAUGCCUGAGGGAGGCGUUCGGGAUGUACGCGUCGUCCUCCACGGAAGACACGACGACAACGAUGAUUACGCCGGCGAGCCUGAGGCGGACCCUGAGCAGACUGGGGUCGCACGAGCUCGGCGUGGAGGAGUGCAGGGCAAUGAUCUGCAGGUUCGAUCUCGACGGCGACGGCAAACUCUCGUUCGACGAGUUCCGGGUCAUGAUGAUGGCCUGAUCAUCGACUCUCUUCUUGGCAUUUUUCUAGACAGAUAUAAUGUUCAAUUAAUUCAUCGAUCGAUCACAUAUGUAUGUAGUCAUGUGUUCAUUCAUUCAUUGUUUUGCCCGGAGAUCGCUAGUAGGAGUAUGUUAUAGUAGUAGUUGUCCAGAUGAAAAGAUGAUAUAUGUGCAAUCUCCUCGAAAUAAGUUUUCGUCCCGCUUUAUAAAUAAAAAAAUUGUUUAUACUUUUUUUAAAA
This is a messenger RNA of Triticum aestivum (bread wheat), 804 nucleotides long. Its product is annotated as probable calcium-binding protein CML25/26. The transcript has a single exon. Gene Ontology annotation, molecular function: calcium ion binding. Bases 108 to 566 code for a protein of 152 amino acids. Lineage: Eukaryota; Viridiplantae; Streptophyta; Magnoliopsida; Poales; Poaceae. The record is from RefSeq and is a predicted model, not a curated record.